CAUGAAAGUUCGGCUGUUGAUUAUUGAAUCAGAAUCACGGCCGAAGCGGACUACCGGAGAUCAAUUUAAAAUUUGUAACAUUUAAAAUUUACAUUUCGCUAAUGUAAUCAAACUGGGGAAUUCUGUAUAGAAUCCUCCUAAUCCUAUGGAAUAAAGUCAAUCAUAUGUUUAGAUAACAAAUUGAAUUGCUAAUAGGGCAAGUCGACAAGUUUUUCUUUUUGAUGUUGUUCGAAUCCUUAUCGAAAACUGGUGAGACUUUGACCCUUUGAUUUUAGUUUUUUGUAAAUAAGAUAACAAGGAAAGAAUUAAUUUUCCUCUGUUGGAUUGAGAAUAUUCACUUAGAAUAAUGGAAGAAAAAAAACAGAUAUGUGUACUGGGAGCUGGAAUCGUAGGGAUGACCACUGCUUUUAUGAUGAAAGAGAAGCAUACCAAAUGGGAUGUCACGAUCAUAGCAGAUAAAUUUGAACAAGACACUUUAAGUGACAUUGCUGCAGGCAUAUUCAGACCAUCAACAAGUUUUAAAGGACCCACAUCAGAAAUAACAAAGCAAUGGCUUGUGGAUGCCUACCAUCAUUAUAAAAAAAUACAAAUCACCAAAGAAACUGCUGAAGCUGGUGUACAAGAAGUGUCUGGUUAUGUACUCUCUUCAAAGUUCCCUGAAGUAACAAAGAAUCAAUUUUUGGAAGACCUUCUACCUGUGUACCGUCGUGCCAAUGAGCUUGAACUUAAAAUCUGUCCAGGAGACUGGAAAUAUGGAGCAUUCUUUACCACCCUUGUGAUUGAAAGUCGUUAUCAUUUGCCUUGGCUUAGAAAUAAGUUUGAGAGGCUUGGUGGAAAAAUCGUUAAAAAAACCAUCAAUAGUUUCCAGGAUGUCGAAGACUAUGACCUAGUAAUAAAUUGCACUGGAUUCGGAGCUAAAAAAUUAUGUGUAGACCACGAUCUGGUACCGAUACGAGGACAGGUUUUCAAAGUAAAAGCUCCAUGGGUGAAGAUGUUUUUCUACGGAGACUAUGAUACAUACAUAAUUCCUGGUAUUGAGUACGUUACAUUGGGAGGUUGCCGUCAAUUCGAUAGCUUUAAGGAAGAAGUUGACAAGUACGAUUCUGCCUCUAUAUGGGAACGCUGUACAGAGCUUUUACCCAAUCUAAAGAGCGCUGAAGUUAUAAGAGAGGUUGCAGGACUUAGGCCACAUAGGACACCAGUACGAGUUGAAAAAGACGUAUUUAUCACCUCUAGUGGGAAGCGUCUUGAUAUCGUUCAUCACUAUGGACAUGGCGGAUAUGGAGUUACAACGGCACCUGGCACGGCUAAAUACGCUGUUCAAUUGGCGGAAGAAGUUCUGAGUGGCAUUAGAUCCAAUAUCCAUUCCAAGCUUUAAAGAACUGCAUAGUAAAUCUUAAUUUUAAGGUGCUAUGAAUCUUUUAUUGUUCAAUUGUUAGAAUUGUCUAAUAUUCAAUGGUUAGAUGUGUUUAAUAUACAGUGGGUACCGAAAGUAUCCGUACGGCUGA
Molecule: messenger RNA, 1508 nt
Organism: Daphnia pulex (common water flea)
Lineage: Eukaryota; Metazoa; Arthropoda; Branchiopoda; Diplostraca; Daphniidae
Gene: Daao1
Product: D-aspartate oxidase-like
Exons: 7
Coding region: 347-1378 (343 amino acids)
Molecular function (GO): D-amino-acid oxidase activity; FAD binding
Source: RefSeq, a predicted model, not a curated record